Messenger RNA from Diatraea saccharalis (sugarcane borer), 2944 nucleotides. The record is from the annotation of a GenBank genome assembly. Lineage: Eukaryota; Metazoa; Arthropoda; Insecta; Lepidoptera; Crambidae.
ACUUUUCACAUAAGAUUCAAGGAAUCGCCAUCUCGAAGUCCUGGUUUCAUUCACGGACGAAUCCAACCUCUAGUUUCCGAUAUUUUUAUUAUUAUAUAUUCUUUGUGUUGUGGUACCUUCGUUGUUCCAGAUUUCCAUAAUACAAGUGCUUAAGCUACUUAAUUUGGGAUCUGUCUGAGCACUGUAUGUGGUAUUGUCUUCCAUGACAUUUCCUCUACCAAAUGUUAUGUUUUGAGAGUAUCCAUUAAUCAUAGUACAAAUCAUGUUUUUUUUUCCUGUCCGUAAAAACGACCAAAUGCGAGCUAUCUUGUCCAUCGAGGAUUUAAAAAAAGUGAGAAAUAAUACUUAUCUCAAAAGUGACUUAAUUAUUCAAAAAUAAGUCUGCUGUAGGUUAUCAAUGAUUAAACAAUAAUUUAAUGUUUGGUGAUAUUAUUAUUAUUUUUAUAUAGAUGCCACUAGAAAUAUUAAAUAUUUGAAUAAAAAAAAUGUUAAACGUCUUGGGAAAGGAGAAUUUGUUUACUUGCUCGACAUAAUUUUUUCUAAUACAUAUCUAUAUUAAUAUUAUAAAGAUAAAUAAUUUGAUCGUUUGUUUAGUUUGCAUUUAAUAGGCUGCGGAAAUACUAGACUGUUUUAAAAAAAGUCACCUAUAAUUUACGAAGGCGAAGACGCGGGAAAAAAUUUAGUUUGAUAGAAAUUUCACAUUCAUGAAGAAAUUGAACAUACCUACUUACAUAAAAAAUUGUUUUACAAAGAUACAUAUCCGUUGCACGUAGAAAAUAUUCCUUUCGUAUUUAUCAAAUACGCUAUCUUUUGUUUUUGCGCUGAUUAUAACAUUUGUUUUGUUAUAAAAAUACCGAUUUUAUUUCGAUAAAAUUUAUAUGAAACCACUUGGAGCCCAUAAGUUGUCUAAUAAAAAAAAUGAUAAUCGGUUAAAUCACGGAAAAGUCAGUGAACAUACACAGAAAAAAACAUACAUCGCCGUCGAAGAUUUAACCUCGAUUUUAAAGUCUGUAAUCGGCUUUAUAGUUCGUCAAUUUUUUUUCCCACAAUAUUAAUAAACGUAGGUAUGUGUAUAUAUGUAUGUAGACAGGUAACUUGUGUCUGUUAUUAUUAAAAAAUCUUAUUAGGUACUUGGUUAUUAAAAUAUAUUUUCCCGUAAGAAAAUUUAAUCACGUAUUUUUCAUAUUAACAAAUAGGUUAAAAUAUCAUUAUAAGCAUAUUAAGAUAUUUUCUUAAAUCUCCUAAAAUUAUAUACGUGCACUGGGAAUAUGGUACCUAAGCAUAUAAUGUCACGUAUGAAGUGGCAAUUUGGUCAAUGUCCGUCGACCUUCUUGAAGGUUGGUAAUAAUAACACACUGAGCGAAGGCUUUUUAUAUGCAGACACCUAAACGCGCAGCUAUGCACCGCACAAAUUAACACAGGGUUUUUCAUUAUCAUUGACACAGAAGAUCAUUGCUCAAUCUAGAGAGCGCUGCAGAAUCGGUCCAUUUAUGAAUGUCAACGUUCGAUUCAGCUAUGUUCACUAUAUAAAUACUACUCUUGACCUUUAUCUUUAUUACUCUGUCAGUCGUCACCGCUGACAUGGCGCGUCGGAUCGUCGCGUUGCUGUUAGUUAGCGUAGCCUCCUGCAUGGAGAUGCGGGAGACAGUAGAAAGAAUGGUUAUGGUACGGACAACAGGUUCCGACCUCCAGCCGGCUGCUACAGGAUACAUAUAUAAGAAAGAUAACAAUGGUGCCGCUAGCGUUAUUAAAAUGGGAGAAAGUGAAGUCAUGGAACACUUAUCUAAACUCUAUGAACAGCCUGAGGCGUUUGCUGCACCCAUUCCCGUAGCAGCGGGCCCCUUUUAUGCAAAAGAGGAGGACGGUAUAAAAUCAGCUUCUCGUACAGAUGAACAUGUUAUUCCCGUGGUAGAAAAAUCAGAAGAUGAUCACGAUAAUAUAGACGGUAUUGCUGAUGAAGACUAUCAAAAAAUGUUCAAAGAUUAUGCAGGUGAUUUUGGCAAGUAUAACGGCGACUACACUGAUUACUUGCAUGGAUUGGGAUAUUUUGAUCAUGAUAUUUUCCACGGACAUGGAGGAGGGGAAGGUUAUGGGACAAAAGGGUACAAAGAUCACGGAAAUAAAGGGUACAAAGGAUAUGCUGAUGAACAUCAUUAUGGCAAAGGGGGUGGUGGCGAUUACCACACCGAGAAAUACGAAAGAUAUUCAGUAUCCGGAGAACGAGGUCACAAGAAAAGUUACGGCGACGGAGACGCAUAUGGCAAUCAUUUCGACCAAGGCCAAGGACUCAAAGGAAAUGACCACGGACACAAAGAGUUACACAGCAAAAGUGAAGAGGUCGAUGGAUAUCAUAAAGUCUUCGACAAGGACGAAUAUAAAAAAGAUCAAGACGUUUUCGAUGGCGAAGACGUCAAAGGUGGCUUCGGAGAGCACGCUGACGGACACGCUCAUCACGGAUCAGACAACGCAAAGUUCGCGAAAGGAGACGCGCAUGAAUCAGACCACGACGAGUCUGAUUUCGGAAAGGGUGGUUUCCACGAACAACAUUCCGGAGCGGAGGACGGAGCAGAGCAUUCUUCCGACGAAGGAGGAGAGUCCAACAACCAACAAGAAGGCGGAUUCGGCACCGAGAACGGAGAAUACGACGGCAAGAGCUACGGUUAUAAGAUCAAACAUUGAUGCGGUUAUGUUAAAGAUAGUUGUUACAAUUUUGUUGACUUUUGAUUAUAUUUUGUAAAUAUGUGUAGUCUAGGAAAAUAUAAAAUAAGCCAUUUUUAAUUUGUACUCAAUUAUUUUUAUUUUACGGAUUUAUAAUAAAAUGUUCAAUAACACUAAAACAAGAACAGUGCAAUAUAAUAUAAUAAUAAUAACCAUUUCGAACACAAAUAGCUUUAAUAUAUGUAGCUAAAGUAAUAUAUGCACGUAAUUGUCCUAUCCAAAUAUU